Molecule: messenger RNA, 2593 nt
Organism: Apis dorsata (giant honeybee)
Lineage: Eukaryota; Metazoa; Arthropoda; Insecta; Hymenoptera; Apidae
Gene: PIG-Wa
Exons: 2
Coding region: 230-1801 (523 amino acids)
Biological process (GO): GPI anchor biosynthetic process; protein localization to plasma membrane
Cellular component (GO): endoplasmic reticulum; membrane
Molecular function (GO): glucosaminyl-phosphatidylinositol O-acyltransferase activity
Source: RefSeq, a predicted model, not a curated record
UUUUCUUUUUUUUUUAUUUUAAAAAUAUUAUUUUUUAAAAACUGACAAUCGCCAGUAAAAUAAAUCAUCGCACCAUCUAUUGCUUAUCAUGCACGUUUCAGUAUAAAAACACGUGAUUCAUUUGUAGUUGAGUUGAGUUUAUAAUUUUAAAUUAUAUAAUAUGUAAUAUUUUAAGAUAAAAAUUCAGAUAAUGUUCUUUCAAGAAAAAUAAAUAUUCACUUUAUACAACAUGUCAAACUCGUGGAAUAAGAAUAAUUAUCGUCAAGAACAAGAAGCAUUUAUUUCUGGUCAUGGUGGGACAACAUCCAGAGAAGUUAUAUAUGCUAUUAUGCCAAAUAUUUGUAGUAUUUUAUUGACUACAACUAUAAUAGGUCUUUUCAAUGAGGUUAUCCAUAAAAAUAUUAGAGUUUUAAUAGAAUUUGCAUUAAUUGUAAUUCCAUCUAUUUUAUGUUGUACCAUAUUAUCUGAAUAUGUUAUUAUUGUGUGUUUUAUUAUGAUGGCAAUAUCUGCUAUUAAUAUUUUAAUAUUAGGAUUUAAUUUGAAUUCUUUACCAAUGCAUCAUAGGAAAUCUGCUUACAACAAAAAACCUUUCAUUACAAAUUUCAGAGCAUUAACUAACAUAAUAACAGCAAUAUGUAUAUUAGCUAUAGAUUUUCAUAUUUUUCCUCGUAAAUUUGCCAAAACUGAAAUAUUUGGAUAUAGUUUAAUGGACUCUGGUGUUGGAUUAUUUAUAUUAGCUAAUGCUUUAGUAGCUCCAGAAGCUAGAGAUUUUACUCCUAAACCUAGAAUAGGUUUUUUUCAUACUAUAUCAAAAAAUAUAAAAUAUUCAGCAAGAAGUUGUAUUCCAUUAUUAAUAUUGGGUUUUGGCAGAUCUGUUGCAAUUGAAAUUUUGGGAUAUCAAAAGCACGUAACUGAAUAUGGUGUUCAUUGGAAUUUUUUUAUAACUCUUGCUUUUGUUAAACUAUUUACUAGUUCUAUAACAAGUACCAUCAAUUCAAAAUACUCAUUGUUAUCAGGAAUAUGGAUUUUGGGGAUGCACGAAUAUGUUUUGAGUACUAAGGGGUUAAAAGAAUGGGUUUUAAGCAACAAACCAAGAGAUGAUUUUGUAUCUGCUAACCGGGAAGGUGUAGUAUCUGUUCCUGGAUAUGUUGGACUUUAUCUAAUAGGCGUAGCAAUUGGUAGAUUAAUUCAUUCCACUUAUCAGAAUUCACAAGCACAAAAUCCAUUCCAGCAUAAACUUAGAAUAAUUCAUAUUAAAUUGUUUGGAUAUGAAUUUGAUGCAAAUUAUAAUGAAUCCAUGAUUUUAUGUAUUAAAUUAUCUUUAAUAUCAGCUCAAACUUGUGCAGCUACUUUAUUUUGUGACACAUAUUUUAGGGUAUCUAGACGUUUAGCAAAUGCAGGAUAUUGCAUGUGGAUUCUCACUUUAGGUGUUAUGAUACUUACAUUAUUACUCUUGAUAGAAAUAAUAUCCGAUAUAUUAGUUUAUAAAAACAUAGAUUUAGAAUACGAUCAAAAGAAAACUAAAAUGCAAAAAACGAAUAUAAAAAAUAAACGAGAAACCGUGUCUGAUAAAUAUGAAAAAAACGUAGCAGAAAAUACCAUCGAAAUAUUCGAAGCUGUUAAUUACAAUGGUCUAAUUUUCUUUUUAUUUUCGAACUUAAUGACUGGUGGUAUUAACAUGUUAGUACCUACGUUAUAUAUAAAUGAAUUAAAUGCUGUGCAAAUAUUGAUCGCAUACAUGGCUGUAAAUGUAUUGUCAGUUUUAUUAUUGUACAGAAAACAGGUACAAAUUAAAUUAUAAAUAAAACGUGCGACAUGUACUAAUUGCAUACUGCAAUGUAUGCAAUUUUCUACUUUAUAAAAUUAAAUUACGAAUCGGCGUAAACAAUUAACUUGAAAAUAUUUACACUGCCAUUGUAUAGACAUAUCAUAUUGUAUUUCAUAUUUAUUGCUGCUCCUUUUUUUUUUUUUUUAAUAAAAUAAGUAUGUACAUAUAUAUGUAUAAAAAUAAGUAAAAUAUUUAGUUGGUAACAAAUCGUUUCAUUCAUUCGAUAUUAAGUCUAGUAAUCUUGAGUCUAUCAUUCAAAUGUUUCGUUGUCAUCGAAAUAAAUUAGCUAAAAUAUUCAUUAUAAUUCAUCUUUGGAUUGAGUAUCGGAUUUUAAUUCGGUUACUUUCGAUUUAGAAGUUGCACUUUUUUUUACAUCACUCAUUGCGCUAGUUUGAUUUUUCAUUUCCGUUCUCUUAUGUUGGAUCCUUUUAGCGACAAAGUUUUUAAACGAAUCAUGAUUUUUUACGUAAUCGGUAGCUUGCGAAACUAUACGUAAAAAUUCUUCAACAUCGAAACUGUAAUUCGUGAAUUUUGCAUGCGCUCCUCCAUCAGGAUGCGUACCCUAUUUAAUUAUUUUCACAAUAAGUGUCAAAUGAAAUUUUUUAUUUGAAAAAAAAUAAUUACUUACAGGAUCUUGUUGCACUAAUUUCGAAUUAUUUUCCCAUGUGAAGUACUUUACACCGCGCAAACGAGCUAGAUCUUUAUAACAUCCUGGAUCUUCGCAAUUAUAUCUAUAUAAUAAUAAUACGUGAGAUGAAUUUUCUU